Molecule: messenger RNA, 857 nt
Organism: Pteropus alecto (black flying fox)
Lineage: Eukaryota; Metazoa; Chordata; Mammalia; Chiroptera; Pteropodidae
Gene: IL19
Product: interleukin 19
Exons: 6
Coding region: 218-751 (177 amino acids)
Source: RefSeq, a predicted model, not a curated record
AAAGUGAGCUGUGUUGAGUCAUAAUAGAGUGAUAUACACACAUACUCCCUGGGACUUGAGAGUAUUGUGCUUCCUUAUGUGGAGGUGGGGACAUGGGGGGAGGGGAAAGGACACAUCUAAUUGAUUCAAGAAAACCAGAGGAGGAGACACAUACCCCUGAACUCCACAGGCAUUGAGUCUGUUCUCUUGGUUGCUGCCCAGCCUGCCCUGUGAGAACAUGAAGGCACAGCGUGUUUCCCUCUGGUUCCUGGGCACAAUGUUCUUCUUGUGCUCAGUGCACACCCGAGGUCUCAGGAGAUGUCUGAUUUCCAUGGACAUGCACCAUAUAGAAGAGAGUUUCCGAGAAAUCAAAGGAGCCAUCCAAGCUAAGGACAUCUUCCAAAAUGUUACCAUCCUGUCUACAUUGGAGAUCCUGCGCAGCGUUAAGCCCUUAGAUGUGUGCUGCAUGACCACGAACCUUCUGGCAUUUUACGUGGACAGGGUAUUCAAGGACCAUCAGGAGCUGAACCCCCAAAUCUUGAGAAAAAUCAGCAGCAUUGCCAACUCUUUCCUCUACAUGCAGAAGGCUCUGCAGCAAUGUCAGGAACAGAGACUGUGUCAUUGCGGGCAGGAAGCCACCAAUGCAACCAGAAUCAUCCACAACAACUAUAAUCAGCUGGAAGUCCAGUCUGCCGCCCUCAAGUCUCUGGGAGAGCUGGAUGUCUUUCUGGCCUGGGUUCACAAGAAUCAUCAAGGAGCUUCCACUGCCUGAUGACAACGAACCUGAUUACCCAGGGGCAAACAGCCCUGAGAUUUCCAGUAGGAGACAGCCCACUUUGAAGAGGAAAGAGAUGGAGAAGGCCCAUUUUUAUGCAAAU